Molecule: messenger RNA, 1387 nt
Organism: Phialemonium atrogriseum
Lineage: Eukaryota; Fungi; Ascomycota; Sordariomycetes; Cephalothecales; Cephalothecaceae
Exons: 4
Coding region: 124-1158 (344 amino acids)
Biological process (GO): L-histidine biosynthetic process
Cellular component (GO): cytoplasm
Molecular function (GO): magnesium ion binding; ATP phosphoribosyltransferase activity
Source: RefSeq, a predicted model, not a curated record
ACAACUCAGUCGACGGAUUCUUCUGCUCUGUAACAACCCUCACAGGGCUCACACGCCCCUGAACUCCGAUAUCGCUCGUUCGCAACCCCUCGCCCAACCUUUUGCCGUGACUAGCAACCAGCGAUGGAUCUGGUGAAUCACCUAGAGGGCCGCCUGCUGUUCGCCGUGCCGAAGAAGGGCCGGCUGCUGCAGGCCUCGCUCAAUCUUCUCGAAGGCGCCGACAUCCAGUUCAGACGCGAGAACCGGUUGGAUAUCGCCCUAGUUAAAAACCUGCCCAUCGCUCUCAUCUUCCUUCCCGCCGCCGACAUUCCGACCUUCGUCGGCGAGGGCCGUGUAGAUCUUGGCAUAACCGGUUCCGACCAGGUUCAAGAGCACGAUGCCGGCGUCCGCGCCUCGCCGGGAGCCCGGCGCAUGAGCGGGGAUUGGAAUGUGGAACAAGCAUUGAAGCCCCGCGGCUGCGAGACAGUCCUCGAACUCGGAUUCGGCAAGUGCAAGCUGCAGGUCCAAGUGCCGCAGAAGGGGGCAUACACAACAACGAAGGACUUGAUUGGCAAGAACAUCGGUACCAGUUUCGUCCACGUCACCCGGGAGUACUUUGCCCGCUUGGAGCAGGAGCAGGACCCGGAGCAGAAGCAGGAGCAGGGGCAGACGGCGGUCGCUAACAGCGACGCGGCGCAGAGCCUUGCACCUCGGAAGCUGAGGUCUAAGAUCAUCGAGCUCAGUGGGAGCGUUGAGGCAGCGUGCGCCUUGGGUGUUGCUGGUGGAAUUGUGGACCUCGUUGAGUCGGGCGAGACAAUGAAGGCUGCCGGGUUGAAGCCCAUUGACACAGUCCUUGAAUCCCAGGCGAUUCUGAUCAAGUCCAAGGCACCCAGCAAUCCGGCCCUGGUCGAGCUGAUUGCGUCACGUAUACGUGGCGUUAUCACGGCCCAGAAAUACUGCCUGUGCCAAUACAAUAUAGAGCGGGCACGGCUGAAGGAGGCCACAGAUAUCACGCCUGGCAAGCGCGCGCCGACAAUCACGUCCCUAGAAGAGGAUGGGUGGGUCGCGGUGAGCGCCAUGGUUGAGACGAAACAGAUCGCAACGGUGAUGGACCGGUUGUCUGAGGUUGGUGCAACAGACAUCUUGGUCUUGGACAUCCACAACUCCCGGUCCACUUGAUACGGGCUGUUUUGAUCCUGUCAAGUUGGCUCGUUGAAAUUCCUCUUUUUCUUGUAUUUACUUUUUUUUGAGUCUUGGUUUUGUUUUCACUUGGAAAAUUGCCUUAAACGUGGUGUAGAACGGGUUGCAGAUAGAAUUUAGGUCAUGGCUCUGGAAACUCCGAGUCUCGGUCAGAUCCUAGGGGUAUGUCAAUUUCCUGUCGGAAUAUGGCCCAAAUAAAAGUCUCUGG